Molecule: messenger RNA, 2069 nt
Organism: Mercurialis annua (annual mercury)
Lineage: Eukaryota; Viridiplantae; Streptophyta; Magnoliopsida; Malpighiales; Euphorbiaceae
Product: pentatricopeptide repeat-containing protein At1g80270, mitochondrial-like
Exons: 3
Coding region: 91-1944 (617 amino acids)
Cellular component (GO): mitochondrion
Molecular function (GO): protein binding
Source: RefSeq, a predicted model, not a curated record
UAGUAGUAGUGUUUCCAUAUUCAUAUUCAUUUUCCACAUUUUUGUCUGUGUUUUCUUCUUCUUCUUCUUCUUCUUCACCACAGCUAUUCAAUGUGGGCUUUACGUCGAGCUUCUAAUCCUUUCAAGUUCCGGGUGUUGAGUUUAGGAGCUUCGCGGGUAUGCUGUUCUAACCCGGAGCCAAUUUCCGGCUGUUCAGAACGCAAUUCUGCUGUAUUCGAGUCUCUUCAAGCAGCAUGUGAGAGAUGCAGGUCUUACCACACCUCAAAUGUCUGUCCAAGCCUCUAUGUGGCGAGGCGUAGUCUGUCUUCCCAAGCUGGCGCUGAGAGCAGUGAAUCAGAUGAUGACUUGCAGGAUGGAUUUUCUGAACUGGAAGCACCCGCCGUUGAAGAGAGCAAUUCAGCAGGUGCAAAUGAAGAGGAGCUUGUCUCCGAACCUGAGCUUGAUGAGGAUGUCGAUGAUAAUGAACCUUCUCAUGCCUUGGAAAUGCUGGAUAACGAAGCUGAUUUGGUUGGAAAAACAACUAUGAGGAAACGGGUUUCCUCUGAACUGUUUAAGACCAUCAUUUCUUCUCAAAGUGUGCCUUUGAAUACUAUUCUCGAUAAGUGGGUGGAAGAAGGAAACGCUCUGGGCCGGUCUGAGCUCUCAACAACUAUGCUUAAUCUUCGUAAACGUCGAAUGUAUGGAAGGGCCCUACAGCUCUCGGAGUGGUUGGAGGCCAAUAAACAGCUUGAUUUUGGUGAGAGGGAUUAUGCUUCUCGCCUUGAUUUGAUUGCAAAGGUACGCGGCCUCCAUAAGGCAGAAACCUAUAUCGAGAAGAUCCCACAAUCUUUCAGAGGGGAAGUAAUCUACCGAACACUGUUGGCUAAUUGUGUGUCUGCAAACAAUGUGAAGAAAGCGGAAGAAGUAUUUAACAAGAUGAAGGAUCUUGAGUUUCCAAUCACAACAUUUGCAUGCAACCAGCUGCUGCUUCUGUAUAAGAGGCUUGACAAGAAGAAGAUAGCGGAUGUAUUGUUGCUAAUGGAGAAAGAAAAUGUUAAGCCUUCUAUUUUCACUUACAAAAUCUUAAUCGACACCAAAGGGCAAUCCAAUGACUUAGCAGGGAUGGAUCAAAUUGUAGAGACAAUGAAGGCGGAAGGGAUUGAACCUGACAUCAACAUUCAAGCAAUCCUGGCGAAGCACUAUGUUACUGGUGGCCUGAAAGAAAAAGCUGAGGCUAUUCUGAAAGAGAUGGAAGGAGGAAAUUUAAAAGAGCAUCGCUGGUCUUGUAGGCUUUUGCUUCCUCUUUAUGCUGCGCUUGGAAACGAUGAUGAAGUAGGGAGAAUUUGGAAGAUCUGCGAGUCAAAUCCUCGGCUUGAGGAAUGCACUGCUGCAAUUGAAGCUUGGGGAAAGCUGAAGAAAAUUGAUGAAGCUGAGGCAGUUUUUGAUAAGAUGCUGGCGACAUGGAAGAAGCUCUCUUCUAAGCAUUACUCUGCUCUUUUAAAAGUUUAUGCAGCCCAUAAAAUGUUAGCCAAGGGGAAAGAUCUGGUGAAGAAAAUGGCAGACAGUGGGUGCCGGAUUGGCCCAUUGACUUGGGAUGCACUAGUGAGGCUUUAUGUUGAAGCAGGAGAGGUUGAAAAAGCAGACUCUUUGUUAAAUAAAGCAGCGCAGCAGAACCAGCUGAAGCCAAUGUUCAGUUCUUACCUUGCUAUUAUGGAACAGUACGCAAAGAGGGGCGAUGUGCAUAACGCUGAGAAAAUGUUUCACCGAAUGAGACAAGCUGGUUACGUGGCUCGACUGAGGCAGUUCCAAGUUCUGGUGCAGACAUAUAUUAGCGCCAAGGUACCAGCUUACGGGAUUAGGGAGAGGAUGAAAGCCGAUAAUAUAUUCCCUAACAAGGGAUUGGCUGCCCAACUGGCUCAGGUGGAUGCAUUUAGGAAGACAGCAGUGUCAGAUUUGCUGGACUAAACAUUCCUUACUCUCAAAUAUCUAUUCAUGUGCAGCUCUCAUCCAUUUUUAUAAGUUUUUGGCACUCUCUUGUGUAGACAUUUUCGUUAGUUCGGCAGCUAGUUAUUCUGUUUUUCGAUCUUUUA